This is a messenger RNA of Pipistrellus nathusii (Nathusius's pipistrelle), 636 nucleotides long. The record is from the annotation of a GenBank genome assembly. NCBI's taxonomy places the organism in Eukaryota, Metazoa, Chordata, Mammalia, Chiroptera, Vespertilionidae.
AUGCUGCCCCACCCUGCACGGUGCCUCCCCGUCCUCCUCCUCCUCUGCCUCCUCCCCAGCGUCGCCGUGGGACCCCACCCCCCGCCCUCGCCGCUGCCCCCGUUUCCAGGCCCCGAGUGGGACCUUCUGUCCCCGCGCGUGGUGCUCUCCCGGGGCGCCCCCGCGGGCCCCCCGCUGCUCUUCCUGCUGGAGACCGGGGCCUUCGGGGAGCCGGCGGGCGGCCCCGCUAACCGCAGCCGGCGAGGCGUGAGCGAGACGGCGCCAGCCAGCCGCCGGGGGGAGCUGGCCGUGUGCGACGCGGUCAGCAGCUGGGUGACGGACCGACGGACGGCCGUGGACCUGCGCGGGCGGGAGGUGGAGGUGCUGGGCGAGGUGCCCGCGGCCGGCGGCAGCCCCCUGCGCCAGUACUUCUUUGAGACCCGCUGCAAGGCCGACAGCGCCGGGGAAGAGGGCCCCGGCGGGGGCGGCGGGGGCUGCCGGGGCGUGGACCGGAGGCACUGGGUGUCCGAGUGCAAGGCCAAGCAGUCCUACGUGCGGGCGCUGACCACGGACGCCCAGGGCCGCGUGGGCUGGCGCUGGAUUCGCAUCGACACUGCCUGCGUCUGCACGCUCCUCAGCCGGACCGGCCGGGCCUGA